AUGGCGUCGAGUUCGGACGAAGGCGAGAUCGUCGAGAACGCCGCUAAAGAUUUGAAGGCAACUUCACUGCAGCAUACUGGAGGAAGCAGUGUUGACCGUCAAGACAGAAACAAAAGUAGACUUUCGACUCCGGAUCACGAUUCGGCUUCUAGAUACAGCAACGGGUCACGACGAAGCAUUUCACCCCGUGGCUACAAGCGAUCGCACGACGAAAGAGACAGGAAUAGGGACAGAGAUCACUACAACUCCAGACCUCGCGAUCAGGCCUAUCGCCGGAACUACGAGGAUUCGCGACGUGACGACCAUCGAAAGCCGCGAGGACAAUACGAUGACCUAGAUCGACCUGCAUCACGAACAUCAAAUUUCAGCUACGGGGGCCGCGAUCGGAGCCGUGACCGAGACAACUACCGCGAGGGGGACCGAGAUCGGUAUUCUAACAAACGACCUCGAAACAGGAGUCGCUCUCCUCAAAGAUCUCGACCUUCGGAUAGAGGCAGGUUUGAUCGCUUUGUCAGAGAAGGCCAAUACGAUCGUCGCGACGAUGGGCCGAAGGAACUUAAGUAUGAAGACAGUUCGAGAAAUGGCGGGUCUAUGUCCAAGAGGACGACAGUAGGAGAGGCUUCACGCGCCCAAGAACAUCAUGCUAAACCUGAACAAGGCCUUACAAAUGGACAUGGUACUUCCAAGGCUUCUCAGCAGGAGCCAGCAGCUCAGAAGGAACCGGAACGAAAACCGGAGCCAGAGCCAGAGCCAGAGCCCGACUACGAAGAGCCUGAGCCUUUUGACGAAGAAGCUGAAAUCGAGCGACGCCGCAAGCGACGUGAGGAGAUUCUGGCUAAGCACAGUUCUGCGACUCCUCUCCUUCUCCAUGCUGUAGGUGCGGCUGCGAGUAAAGCUCACGGAGCUUCUCCUGCGUCCACCGCGCCCGACACGCCCAUGAGAGCACAUUCCGAUAUUGAAAGCCCCCGCACUCCCCGAUCAGGUAUGUCAACAGCAUCUGGUGGAAGGAUCUUAUUGACCAGAGGUGCAGAUAUCGCAUCACCACGCUCUCCUGGAUCACAUACCGAAAUGUCUCCGGGAGGCAUCAACUUCCUCGAUGACAGAGCCCUGAUGAACAACCACGGCAAGGCUCAGCCAGACGAGGAGGAUGGCCCCUCAGCCGCUGACUACGAUCCUACUGGAGACAUGCAGGAGGAUGAACGACGACAUGAGCUCCGGCACGGGAACGUCGUACUUCAUGGUGAGCAGCAUCCCAUUGCAACGGAACAACAGCCACAGGAAGAUGUUCAGAAAGAGUCUACCGAAAAGACCGGCGGUGAUGAUGACGAUGAUGACUUCGAUAUGUUUGCGGAAGACUUUGACGAGGAAAAGUAUGCCACAAAACCUGUCGAGCCGGUCGCGCCUAUCGAGGGUGACGGCAAGGCCCCUGAUGUCCCAGCUAUCAAGGGGGGUAUUCUUGAAGGUGACGACAAAGAUGGAUACUACAAGAUUCGCAUUGGUGAAGUCUUGAAUGGUCGGUAUCAGAUCCAGGCAGCACUGGGAAGGGGUAUGUUUUCAGGGGUAGCUCGUGCCGUCGACAUCACCACGAAGGAGCUCGUCGCUAUCAAGAUGAUGCGAAACAAUGACGCCCUCCGAAAGGGAGGAUACACAGAGAUCGCUAUUCUGGAGAAGCUCAACGAGGCCGACCCUGAGGGUCGCAAGCACAUCAUCAAGUUUAUCCGCCAGUUCGACUACAAGGGUCAUCUGUGCAUGGUGUUCGAGAACCUGAGCAUGAACUUGCGAGAGGUUCUGCGAAAGUUUGGUAACAAUGUGGGUAUCAAUCUUGGAGCUACGCGAGCAUACGCAUACCAGAUCUUUGUCGCUCUCGCGCACAUGCGAAAGUGCAGUAUCAUUCAUGCUGAUCUCAAACCGGACAACAUCUUGGUAAACGAGAGUCACAACGUGCUAAAGAUCUGUGAUUUGGGUACGGCUAUCGACAAGACGGAUGCGGCGACAGCGCACAUGGAUGUCACUCCAUACCUCGUCAGUCGAUUCUACCGAGCACCGGAGAUUAUUUUGGGCAUUCCUUACGAUUAUGCCGUCGACAUGUGGUCUAUCGGCUGCACGUUGUAUGAGAUGUACACCGGCAAAAUCCUCUUUGCUGGAGACAGCAACAACCAGAUGCUCAAGGCAAUUAUGGAGAUCAGAGGAAGGUUGACGCCGAAGUUGUUCAAGCGUGGUCAACUAUCGCCGGCUCAUUUUGACGACAAGGGACAAUUCGUCAGCAUCGAACGAGACAAGGUUCUAGGCAAGGCAUGUUUGAUCUCAGCCGCCCUUGCGGGGUUCUCGAACAUACUCAGCAAGGGAUAG
Messenger RNA from Fusarium musae, 2349 nucleotides. RefSeq lists its product as uncharacterized. The record is from RefSeq and is a predicted model, not a curated record. Gene Ontology annotation, biological process: peptidyl-serine phosphorylation; peptidyl-threonine phosphorylation. NCBI's taxonomy places the organism in Eukaryota, Fungi, Ascomycota, Sordariomycetes, Hypocreales, Nectriaceae. Gene Ontology annotation, molecular function: ATP binding; protein serine/threonine kinase activity. The transcript has 4 exons. Bases 1 to 2349 code for a protein of 782 amino acids.